Messenger RNA from Trachymyrmex cornetzi, 2785 nucleotides. It is a transcript of the gene l(2)41Ab, whose product is annotated as lethal (2) 41Ab. The transcript has 8 exons. NCBI's taxonomy places the organism in Eukaryota, Metazoa, Arthropoda, Insecta, Hymenoptera, Formicidae. Gene Ontology annotation, biological process: axoneme assembly. Bases 42 to 2753 code for a protein of 903 amino acids. The record is from RefSeq and is a predicted model, not a curated record. Gene Ontology annotation, cellular component: cytoplasm.
AGAAGCUCUUUACAAAGAAUUGUGUGAUACGACAUUCCACAAUGACUACCUUGAUUGCAAAUAGUACUUCUGGUCUCUCUCCUGAUACUGCUAACAAUAUGGAACUGCCAGGGAGUCAACAAGUCACAAGAAAGUUUUGGAUAGAUACGAAGUCUUUAAAUGUACCAGAUGUUCUGGAUCCAGAUGACUCUUUGAUGAAAAAAUUCCAAAAUGCUCUACGAGAGCAUCUUGUUCGCGUCGACAAUAAGUUAAAUAGCGAAAUAUUAGAGCUUGAGGCUAAUAUAAAAGUACUAGAGAAGGAACGUGAAACAGAAGGUUUACAAAUGUACUAUGCUCAACAGGAAGUAGCGCGACAGCAAAUGACAAUUGAGAAGUAUCAAAGCAUGAUAGCAAAUAUGGUUUCGCAGCGCGAAGAGAAAGAUACACACAUAAAGAAUGUCAAAGAGAUUCACAAAGAUACCCACGUUAAAUUAUUGGAAGAGAAAAGGAAAGAAGAGAAUCUCAUGCACGAAUUAGAACAGAUUACUGAUUUGCAAGCGCAAUUCUCAAAAUUGCAAACAGAGCUCGAAAAUAACUUGAUUAUUUCUAAACAAGUAUCGAAAAAAGAUAAGAUAAUUCAACGAGAUCUAAUUGCUCAGAAACAGCAGAAAGACUGCAUAAUAUAUAAACUUAUGGAGGAAGUCUGGAGAAUUAAAACCGAGAUAGCCAAUUUAGACACGCAACUGCAGUUGAAAAAUAAAGAAAAAAUUCAGAUAAAUCAGAUGAUCGCUGACGUUGAUACUGAUCUAGCAACGUUGCAUAAACAGCAUACGAAUUUAUGCAACGCCUGGAAUUCUGUUGUACUGAAUAUUACUAAUCGGAAUAAAGUUUAUGAGCAACUAAAUACAGAGCGUGAGAAAAUAUGUGAAUCUUUUAAUACGUUACAAACGGAAAUAGACAAGUUAAAGAAAGAAACUUGUAAGGAAACAGAAAACAAUGAGAAUCUGACCUCACUGCAUAUACGAAUAGAAGACAAUAUUCUGAAUAACACAAAAUUGAUGGAAAUCGGAAAUGAUAAACUUAAUAAUUUGGAAUCUGAAUUAGUAAAAAUAGCAAAAUUUAGUGAACAGGAACAACAUGAAUUUGAUUUAAUUCAAAAUGAAUGGCAAUAUUUGUUACAUAAAGAGGAAGAAAUAGAUAAAGAAUUUACAAAAUGUCUAAAUAAGCAAAAUGAGUUAGAAAAAAUAAUAUAUAGCAAACUGGAAGAAAAAGUUGCGCAUAACAAAGCGGCGCAAUAUUUGAAUAAAUUAUUAUUAGAUUCUAAAGAGUCAUUACAAGAACAAGAAUUGUUACUAGCAGAAACAGAAAAUUCAUAUAGCAAAAAAUUAUUGGAAUUGGAACAACUUAAUUCAAACAUAUCUUAUGAGAAGGCAGACUUCGAGGAACUCUUGCAAAAUAAUAAUAAAAAAGAGAAAGAGAUAGAUGAGAUUCAGAAAGAAAUCAAGAAUCAUGACACAGCAAUCGAGAGGAAACAAAUAAAAAUUGUCAAUUUGAACAAAACCAUUGAAGAGAUAUUAUCGCAUAGAGAAAAUGGAGAAGUUAAUCCUCUUGAUAUGAAAAUAAAAACCUUGGAAAAGAAUAUAGAAGAAAUUCAGCAAAAUAAUCAGAAAGCACAACAAUUAUGGAUUCGCCAAGAAGGAUAUAUGAUUACAUUGAGUCAACAGAAGGAUUUACAAUUGCAAGAACUUAAUCUUCUUAAUAAAGAAAUUAUGAUUAUGGAGCAAAAAAAUUUGAAACUAGAGCAUGCUUUGAAAAUGCUUGAUAAGGAAGAUUCGAACAUCGAGAGGACAUUAAAUCUUCUGCAACAAAGAAUAGUUCAAUUAAAUUCACAAUUAGUCAUUCGAAAAGGACUGAAAGAAGAAUUAGAAGACAAAAAUUCUAUUAAAAAAAUGGAAGGGAUACAAGUUCUCGAAGAUGCAGAAUUAAAUCUAAUAAACAUGCAAAACGAUUUAAAACAGUUAUAUGAGGAAAAGGCACUUUUGAAGGAUAAUUUAGAUGCAGUGCAACAAGAAAGUUUAUCAUGGGAGAAGAAAGUGAAAUUAAUGCAAGAAGCGAUGAAGAAAUUGAGAGAUGAACAUAGUAAUGGUGGCGAUAUCACAGUGAUGAAAAGUGAAAUUCAUAAAAUGGAAAUGCGCCUCACACAUUUGCGUAGGGUACAAGAAAAAUUGAUCCAUGAUAUGGAGUUUUGUGUUGCACGAAGAGAUAUUAUAUUAGACAAAGCCAUGAGCAAACUUAAAAAAGAUCCUAAAGGACAACAUAAUCAGAAAGUUAUAUUUCAUAAACGUCUUGCUGAUCAAAAGUUAAAGAUAAAACAAAUCGUGAAGGAUACAAAAAAGAUUGAAAAUAGAAUAUUGGAACUGGAAAAUCAAAUAAAGGAUGCAGCAGACAAAUGCAACGAAUCGCAAACAGCAUUGAAAAUGGUGCAAACUGAUAUCCCAAAUUUGAAUCAAGGAAUUACACAAAUAGAAGCUGUUAAAUAUCAUAAUUUACAGACAUUAGUUUUUAAGCAAAGAAAAGCUAAAAUGCUAGAAGACAUUAAAAGUGGUCGAUAUAAAAUGCUUUUCAAGAGUGAAGCUACAUUAAGUGAAGAAUUCCAAAAUGAACAGAUUCUUCGUGAUUAUUUGAAACAUGUAAUGGAACGAACGAAUCAAGAUUUCCCUUUAUUGAAAAACGAUAUUCAAAAAAUACUUUUGACAUUAGAGACAUCAGAAUAAAAUUUUAAUAUACAAUUAUUAAAAGAAAAAGA